Cladophialophora bantiana CBS 173.52 is the source of this 543-nucleotide messenger RNA. RefSeq lists its product as uncharacterized. The coding region runs from base 1 to 543 and encodes 180 amino acids. The record is from RefSeq and is a predicted model, not a curated record. Lineage: Eukaryota; Fungi; Ascomycota; Eurotiomycetes; Chaetothyriales; Herpotrichiellaceae. The transcript is spliced from 2 exons.
AUGACCACGGCGGCUCUACAAGCUUCGACGGCACCCAUCAGCUUGCCUCCGAUCAGCAGCAUCGAUUUCCACACCCAAGUCGCACAUAGGCCGGAACCCGAAGUUGUGCAACCUCUACCACCCCCACCGCCAGCACAGCAGCGUGUGCUGCCACCGCUGCCGUAUCCUUACGCUGUUCGACCAGCCCCGGCACCUGGCCCGCCGCCGCCAGGACCUCCCGAGUAUGUACAGUCACGACCAAUCUAUCCGGGGAUUCCAUCGCCGUACCAGCAGAUGCCAGGACGGAUGCCUCUGCCCUCGACCACGGACCCGAAUUUGAUCGUUGCACCUCCGCGACACAAAGCCAAGGAGGUGAAGAGACGGACCAAGACAGGAUGUCUGACAUGCCGAAAGAGGCGCAUUAAGUUUCGGUUCUGUUCAUGUCAACGUCACGUCUUUGCCCACGUUGUCGACACGCACGGGGUGGGCGGGUUUUGGCAGCGAGCGCAUGGCAUGGCAAGGCCAGCCCCGAAGGCAAGGACCAUUUUGGGGGGGGCGGGCUGA